Lepus europaeus (European hare) is the source of this 4111-nucleotide messenger RNA. RefSeq names its product SH3 domain and tetratricopeptide repeats 1 (gene SH3TC1). The record is from RefSeq and is a predicted model, not a curated record. Bases 172 to 4056 code for a protein of 1294 amino acids. Gene Ontology annotation, molecular function: protein binding. The transcript is spliced from 18 exons. Lineage: Eukaryota; Metazoa; Chordata; Mammalia; Lagomorpha; Leporidae.
GCGGUGGCGGCCGCCCUGCAGUCAGCUGGGCUGUGGGCAGCCCCUGCCUGUCCUGUCUGGGCCAGCACUGAAAUCAGGGAGCAGCCGCCGGCUUGGGAGCCACCUCUGGGGAGCAGAGGGGCAGGAGGGAGCCAGGCAUGCCAAGCCCUCAGCUCUGAGGCCACCGCGGUCAUGGAGCGCCUGGCGGAGGUGACGGCCGAGGAGGCGACAGCGGGGAGGCCGCCCGCAGGGCCCUCGGAAGCCCAGGCCGCAGCCAGAGACGACGUGGCCCCUCCUGCUGGCCUCGCUGACCCAGCCGCUGGGACCCCUCCCGGCCAGAUCGGAGUGUACCCCACAGACCUGACCCUGCAGCUGCUGGCCGUGCGGGAGCAGAGUGGGCGGCCAGACCCGGGCCUGCAGCAGCUGGUGCGGCGCCGGCUGCGCCUGUUGGAGAGCGACAGCCGGGAGGUGGCCCGUGCGCUCGGGGAGCUGUCGGCCAGGCUGCUGUCCAUCCACAGCGACCAGGAGCGCAUUCUGGUCACCUUUAAGACCUUCGAAGAAACCUGGAAGUUUUCCACGUACCACGCUCUGGGCUUCACGCACCGCUGCCUGGAAAACCUGCUGGUGGAGCCGGCCUUCUGGCUGCAGGCGCCCGGCGCCGAGGGGGCGGCGGCCGUCCGUGUGCACGUGGACGAGGAGGCCCUGAGGCUGACGUGUGAGAGCCUCCUUCUGCAGGAAGGCCCCUUCUUUGUCCUCUGUCCCGACGGCCGUGUGAGAGAGACGACCGCCCCCCAGGCGCCAGGGAAGGGCCCCCCGCCCCUCAGGCGGGCCUCGGGGGCCCCGCAGGGAGAGGGGGCCCCAGAAGCCGGCUGUUGGGGCCCCCACCCCAGCACGGCCUCCACGGACAAGGCAGCGGCCGCACCGGAACCUCUGAGUCCGUUCCAUCAGUGGGCUCUCAGGGCCUCGUGGGACGCCGUCGACGACGCCCUGGACGGACCCGUGGUCCCCGACUGCCUGCUGAUGGCGGCAGGCCCGGCCUCGGCGCUGGCUGACCGCCAGGCCUCGGGGCCCGAAGAGCUGAGCUUCCGUGCCGGUGACUGCAUCGAGAUCAUCGGCGCCCGGGUGCCCGGCCUGCCCUGGUGCGUGGGCCGGCACGCGGCCUCGGGCCAAGUGGGCUUUGUGCCCAGCAGCCUCAUCCGUGAGCAGGGCCCCGCCUCCGAGGUGGGCCAGGCGCCCUUUCUCAGCGAGGAGGAGGGCGCCUUCUUCAGCCAGGAGGGCCGCUUCUCCGCGGAGGACGCCAGGCAGCUGGUGGCCAGUGUGGCGGGCACCGGCAUGGGCACCACGUACUGCCUAGACAGGUUCGACGCCGCCGCGUGGGAGCAGCCAGAGGUGCAAGAAACACCUGCGCCUUGUCCGGACCCUGAGCCGAGCGAGACGCUGCAGAGGGUGAAGAAUGUUCUGGAACAGUGUAAAACCCAGGAGGGCUGCCCGGAAGAGUCAGCACCCGAGGACUUCCACACGGCGCCCAGUGCUGUGAGCCCAGUGCACGCUGAGGAGCCCCCCUUCCGCCUGGCUGCUGGGGCCGACUGGGCCGACCCCGAGGCCCUGGGCCCACUGCUGAGGGUCCUCAACGCCCCCGGGUACGCGGCCUGCUUCCGAGGCCUGUACACCGCGGCCCCACCCUGGCCGGGCAGCGUGUUCGGCGGCGGCAUGGAGGAGGAGGAGCUGGCGGCGCGCCUGGCCCAGGCUCGGGGCGCGGCCAAGGAAGCCGGCCUCACCAUGGCCCUGGCCAGGCUCUGCCUCCUCCUGGGCCGGCUGUGCGCCCGGCGGCUCAAGCUGUCCCAGGCCCGCGUGUACUUCGAGGAAGCCCUGGGGGCGCUGGGCGGCCGCUUUGGGGACCUCUUCCUGGUGGCGGCCGUGUACGCCAACCUGGCCGCCGUGUACCUGAAGCAGAAGAACCGGGAGAGGUGCGCGCAGACGGUGCCCAAGGCCGCGGCGCUGCUGCUGGGGACGCCGGGCCACGCGUGCAGCACGGAGGCCGGGCCUGAGCUCCUCCAGUGGGCGCUGCGCCGGGCCGUCCGCGGCCAGAGCCCGCAGGCCGAGGCCCGGGCCUGCUUCCUGCUGGCCAGGCACCACGUCCAGCUCAAGCAGCCCGAGGAGGCCCUGCCCUUCCUGGAGCGGCUGCUGCUUCUGCCUUGCGCCCCGGGGGCGCCGUGGGCGGCGGACUGCUACCUGCUGCUGGCCGGCAUCUACAGCCGCACGUGCCUGCCGCACCUGGCCCUGAGCUGCGCCAAGGUGGCCUCCGUGCGGACUCAGGCCUCGCUGGCCAGCUCACUGCAGAGCGCCGGCCUGGUCCUGCACAAUGCCCCGCGGGGGGCGGCCCGCGGCCUGCCCGCCCAGCUCGCCCCCUACCUCAGGCAGGCGCUGGCCUGCCCGGCCUCGGACACGGGGCGCGCCCUGCGCGGCCGCCUGUGUGCGGGCCUGGCCCGGCUACACAGCCAGCACGGACAGCACGGGCCGGCCAUCGCCCUCACCGUGCAGGCGGCCGAGGCCGAGGCCGAGGCCCGGGCCGGGGCCCGCGCCGUCGUGGACCAGCUGCUGGCCCUGGCCUGGCUGCACGUGCUGCACGGGCAGAGCGCGGGGGCCUUGGACGUCCUGCGGGCCCUGGAGGCCGCGGGCGUGGCCGGCGAGGACCUGGAGGGCGUGAUCGCCAACACAACGGCCGUGGCGCUGAAGCGGACACGCAGGACGCGGCAGGCGGCCGAGGGCUUCUACCGUGCCCUGCGUGCCGCCCGCGGGCUGGGCCAGCUGCGGAACCAGGCCGUGGUCCUGGCCAACCUGGGGGCCCUGUGCCUGCAGGCGGGGGCCGGCGGGCUGGCUCAGCACUACCUCCUGGAGGCCGUGCGCCUCUUCUCGCAGCUGCCGGGCGCCGAGUGCGGCCCGGACUUCACCCACGUGCUCCUGCGGCUGGGCCACCUGUGCACCGGCCGGGCCCUCGCCCAGCAGGGCAAGUGCUACUACCAGUGGGCCUUUCUGGUCGCCGUGGAGACGGACCACCUGGAGGGCCAGCUGCGGGCCGUGCAGCACCUGUGUCACUUCUACAGCAGCGUGGCGCCCCGCGAGGCCCAGUGCGUCGUCUACCACGAGUUCCAGCUCGCGCUGGCCCGCAGGGCGGCCGACAAGGCGCUGGAGGGGCAGCUCUUGGAGACCAUCAGCAGGCUCUACCUGGCGCUGGGCACCGAGCGCGCCUACAGGUCCGCCCUGGACUACACCAAGCGCAGCCUGGGCAUCUUCAUCGACCUGCAGAAGAAGGAGAAGGAGGCGCACGCCUGGCUGCAGGCCGGCAAGAUCUACUACAUCCUGCGGCAGAGCGAGCUGGUCGACCUGUACAUCCAGGUGGCGCAGAAUGCGGCCCUGUACACGGGGGACCCGCACCUGGGGCUGCAACUGUUCGAGGCGGCCGGAGACAUCUUCUUCAACGGGACCUGGGAGCGGGACAAGGCCGUGUCCUUCUACCGGGACCGGGCACUGCCCCUGGCCGUGACCACGGGGAACCGCGAGGCGGAGCUACGUCUGUGCAAUAAGCUGGCGGCGCUGCUGGCCGCGCUGGACACGCCCCAGGAGGGCCUGGAGUUCGCCCACACGGCCCUGACCCUCAGCAUCGCCCUGGGGGACCGGCUCAACGAGCGGGUGGCGCACCACCGGCUGGCGGCGCUGCACCAGCGGCUGGGCCGGGCCGAGCUGGCCGAGCACUUCUACCUGAAGGCGCUGUCGCUGUGCAGCUCCCCGCUGCAGUUCGACGAGGAGACGCUGUACUACGUGAAGGUGUACCUGGUGCUCGGCGACCUCAUCCUCCACGACCUCAAGGACCCGUUCGACGCGGCCGGCUACUACGAGCUGGCGCUGGCGGCCGCCGUGGACCUGGGCAACAAGAGCGCCCAGCUCAAGAUCUGCACGCGCCUGGCCGCCAUCUACCGCGGCGCGCUGGCCGACCGCGAGAGGGCGCUCUUCUUCUACCAGAAGGCGCGGGCCUUCGCCUGCGAGCUGAGCCUCCGCGGGGGCCGGCGCCGGCUCUGAGCGCGGCCGCCAGGGGGCGGGCUCCGGGCGCAGAGCAAUAAACGGGUUUGCGUGA